AUAAUACAUAAUACUCAAAUUUUUCUACUAAAAGUAUUUUAUAUACAUUAGCAUAGACUUGUUUUUAAGCGAUUCGAAUUGGAUUUUUUUGUGGCUAAAUCUGCAAUUUUCAGUCUUUAUUCAAAAAGCGCGCCUUCCGGCCGCCCGACGACACCAGAAAUCGACAGAAGUAUCGAUCUAUCGAUAGAAGCUACAGGACAGCGAACGGACAAGUUGGCAUCCUUGUCGCUGUUUGUUGUUUUUGCCGCUGCCGCCGCUGUUGUUGUCGUUUUGAAUGAAUAUCAAUAUCAGUCACAAAAUCUAAACAAUUUAGAUCUAGUCCCCGAGUCGAAAACUGUCUACAAAUUCUCGGUUUAUUUAUACAAUUCAACAAAAUUCGUUGUGCGCAUGCAAAAAGAAAUCAAAAAUAACAAGUUAUUUAAAUUACCUGUAACUUCAGUAUGGCUCAAAUGACCGAGAAGAGGACGACGUCGGCCCGAUCGGGGACAGCUGCCAAGGAGAACCACAGCUUGACGGGGCGAAAUCUUCGCCAUCAGCAAAAUGGACAGCAGCGCAAUGGCGGCGGCAAGGGCAUCGAGAUUCUGGACUUUCACGAAUCCUGGCUGGAAGAGGUUGAGCUCUACAAGGACAAGAUGGUCAUGGCCAAGAAACUGGCCCAUCACAACCACGUACCCACCGCUGGCCAUCCCUUCAGUCCGCACCUCUCGGCACCAAACCGAAAUCAAAGCCGGAUUUCCACCGGCACUCCGCCGCAUCGUAGCGCCGCCGGUGGAGGAUCACAUUUGGCCACUUCCGCUGGCUCUGCCGCUGCUGCUGCCGCGGCCGCCGCUGCAGCCAAUGCCACAGCCCGAUCCCCGCCCUCAGCCGCCCAAAAGCCCAGAUCACCGCCAUCGCCGCGUAAACGCCUUACGCCGGAGAAAGUAGUCAGAAGUAGCGUCUCAUAUGCCGGAGAUUCAUCGAAGGUCACGCCGACAUCGCAGCGCAUCGGCAUUCGGGGAAUCCCGUCUCCAGCCACCAGUACCAGUCCAAAGAACACGUCCGCAGCCGGCACACCCAACAGUAUACUCCAAUCGGAGUCGUACAAAAAAGUCCAGAUGCUAUUGAAGCGCGCCCGAGACGAUGCCUGCGUCAAGGGAUCAACCAUCAAUGGACGUACCAAGCGAUCCAGCCUAAGUCCACAUGCCCUGUCCAAGACGGCACCGUCGAGCGUAUCCUGCUCAAGCACGCAAACGUUAAAGGCAUCACCGCCCAGCAAGAUUGUGGUUAACACCUUCCAUGGAAGCAGCAUUCUAAAUACCCAGCAGGAGGAGAAGAGCAAGCUGCUCACGCAAAAUGGACUGACCAAGUCGGCGGCCACCGCCCUAGAGACGAGCCUGUAUGCCUCGUUGUACACCCAACCGCCUCACAUUCAGCAGGUCCAUCAUCACUUGGCCAAUCAGCGAAUUCCGGGAGGCGAGCAUAGCGCUACAUAUGUGGGAGUGUCCUUGAACAAAGGAGCAAUCCAUGAUCAUCAUGAUCGGAAGCACGAAGACGAUCCAUGUGCAGCUAUCGAUGACAUUAACAACUACGAUGACUCCGACUCGGAGGAGGAGUAUGUGGGCACGCCAUUCUUCCUUGAGGAGGAUAGCACAGAGUCCCACCAGAGCCGGCAUACACGUCUACUGCCAGCGAAAACACAUUCGAAGGAAUCGGUGGCCACCACGGAUUCGGAGGCAUCCGUUUAUUUCCGUCCGGAAACGAUCCUCUCGCCCAGUCUGUUCCCGAACGUUCCGCCCUACCUCAACUUCACCUCGCACGCCGACAAGGGUCCCCCCAUGCCGGCAGCUUUGCAUCGAGUUCUUAAAUGGAAGCUAAGUCCCGUCAUGCCAAAGAUAGUUAAGCGAGUAGUUCUGAACUCAGGCUUUCGUAUCAUUAAGAAUACCACCGACUGGAUGGCCGUGUGGGAGAAGCACAUGAAGAGCCCUGGAUUUAGGACUAUUAGGUCGCACCAAAAGUACAACCACAUACCCGGAUCGUUCCGUAUUGGACGCAAGGACACCAUGUGGCGUAGCAUCUACAAUAACAUGAAGAAAUUCGGCAAGAAAGAGUUUGGUUUUAUGCAAAGAUCCUAUAUAAUGCCUGAUGACCUGGAGAAUCUGAGACAGGUUUGGCCUAAGAACGCUUCCAAGCUCACCAAGUGGAUUGUUAAGCCGCCUGCCAGUGCCCGAGGAACUGGCAUUCGGAUAGUGAACAAGUGGAGCCAGUUUCCGAAGGAUCGCCCGCUGGUGGUGCAAAAAUACAUUGAGCGACCCUUGCUGAUCAACGAUAACAAGUUCGAUAUGCGGCUCUACGUAGUGUUGACCUCCAUCAACCCGCUGCGCAUCUACAUGUUCAAGGAUGGACUGGCGAGAUUCGCGUCCGUGAAGUACAGCUCGGAGCUGAGCAACUUAGACGAGCGCUGCAUGCACCUGACCAACUACAGCAUCAACAAAUUCUCGCAGAAUUAUGCCAAGAACGAGGACUUUAAUGCCUGCCAAGGUCACAAGUGGACCUUGCAAUCCCUCUGGUCCUGCCUGGAGAAUCGUGGCGUGAAUACCAAACGCCUGUGGGCCACGCUGCGGAAUCUGGUUAUCAAGGGAAUCGUGAGCGGAGAGUCAGGACUGAAUCGCAUGUACCGCCAGAAUGUAAACUUUCGCUACAACUGCUUCGAACUGUUCGGCUUCGAUGUGCUGCUGGACGAGAAUCUGGUCCCGUGGUUGUUGGAGAUCAAUAUAUCGCCCUCGCUGCACUCCGAACUGCCGCUAGAUCUUCAUGUAAAGGGUCCCCUCAUUCAGGCUGUGCUUAACACGGCUCUGUAUCAGGUGCCGCCGAAGCUAAAUGAACACCAACAGAACGAGAUUCUACAGGAGUUAAAUCUGAGCGGGCCGCUGUGCCAUGACAAGCGCAUCUUCACCACCUGCCUGACGGCGGAGGAGGUACGCAAACACAAUCAGUAUACCAAUCGCAGCAUCGAGUUCCGGGAGGAGUAUGUGGAUACCAUACUGGACAACCUGCUGCCGGACGAUGUGCGGUGUCUGAUUGUGGCCGAGGACGAGCUGGCCCGGUGCCAGCCUCUGGAGCGAAUCUUCCCCACCGCUGACACACAUAUAUACCUGAGGUACAUCGAGAACGCGCGCUACUACAACCGCCUGCUGGACGCCUGGGAAACAAAGUACGCCAAGAAGAGGGAUGUGGGCAUUGCCCUGCUGUCGCGCUUCUGCCGGGACAAGUACCAUCUGCAGGUGUCCGAUGCGGCAAUGGAGAAGGAACCAAAUGUUGCACUAACCGAGAUCGAUAUGCUGCAUGUGCGAAAGGAUGAGGUCCUGGAUGGUAGCCCCACGCUGGCCAUGCUCAAGCCCACCCAAGUGGAUAGCUGCGAUACGGCGGCGGCGCCCAGUGCGAACACCAGCAUCGAAACUAGGGCGUGAAGCUACCCAGACCAAGACUGACAGCAUCCGCAUGCACUCGGACUAUUCAAGCAGCAAAUUUAGAUUAUCGCCACUGGUAUUUCCAUUUCCCUUUUCCCAUCCGGCAGGAAACUACGCCUCCGCCUCCUCCCUUUCGAAGAUUCACCCCAAAGUUGUCUUUACCAAAUAAAUUUACUAAAAUCCGA
Drosophila serrata is the source of this 3631-nucleotide messenger RNA. RefSeq names its product Tubulin tyrosine ligase-like 4B. Gene Ontology annotation, biological process: protein polyglutamylation; microtubule cytoskeleton organization. The record is from RefSeq and is a predicted model, not a curated record. Gene Ontology annotation, cellular component: ciliary basal body. Gene Ontology annotation, molecular function: tubulin-glutamic acid ligase activity; tubulin binding. NCBI's taxonomy places the organism in Eukaryota, Metazoa, Arthropoda, Insecta, Diptera, Drosophilidae.